AUGCCGCGAACCCGCAAAUCCGCCACUACUCGGCCUAGCCACUCUCUCCAGUCGACCCUCUCAUUCAACAACAAGUCCGCACGAGUGACGAAGUCGGGCUCCAAUGCGCAGAGAGAUGAGCACAGCGCUUCGGCGAAGAAGUUGGCCGAGGUUGCGACGGACGGGUUGAAGACGGAGGACGAGCCCGAGGUCGCGGAAGUGAAGAAUGAAUCAUCAGCAGCUCCAGCAGUACCCGGAGAAGUUGAGGAGGGCAGCGCAGAUAAUUUGAAAGCAGAGGCAGAUGGAGAUGUCGAGUCAGAUGGCGCAGAACAGAUUGAGGAGGAGGUGUCGGUCAAGAUGAGGUCCAGGAAGAAGCAAAAGGCCAAGACUGCAGGAAAGGACGAACGUGAAAUCGCGGCGGAGAAAAUCACGGAUGCGCAGCUGAAGAAGUAUUGGCAGGCGGAGGAGGACAGUCGGCUUGCUCCUAGAGUGCACCAAUCCGACCUUUCCCUCCACGAAAAGAUCCUGCGCCACUUCGACCUCUCGUCCCAGUACGGGCCUUGCAUCGGCAUCCCUCGUCUCCAACGCUGGCGGCGCGCAAACACCCUCGGUCUAGAACCGCCCGUCGAAGUCCUCGCGGUGCUGCUGAGGGAACAAGACCACUCAAAAAGCCAGGGAUGCGGCAAGAUGGCAUACAUUGAUGAGUUGAGUGGGGGGAGGGUUGUUUUGGUGGAAUAG
This is a messenger RNA of Fonsecaea multimorphosa CBS 102226, 717 nucleotides long. RefSeq lists its product as uncharacterized. The coding region runs from base 1 to 717 and encodes 238 amino acids. Gene Ontology annotation, biological process: DNA-templated DNA replication; DNA synthesis involved in DNA repair. Gene Ontology annotation, cellular component: delta DNA polymerase complex. The record is from RefSeq and is a predicted model, not a curated record. Gene Ontology annotation, molecular function: DNA-directed DNA polymerase activity. The transcript has 2 exons. NCBI's taxonomy places the organism in Eukaryota, Fungi, Ascomycota, Eurotiomycetes, Chaetothyriales, Herpotrichiellaceae.